AUGGGACCACCAAACACAUAUACGGGUUAUAAAGAAUGUGUAAGUGCUAACCCUAGAUCUAAAACAAAUAACUCAGAUGUUAUUUCAACCCUAAACCUUACACGAAUUGAGAGAGGUUUAACCCUACAGCAACAACUUUCUGAUUUUGAGGAUAGCAGUGAUGAUGAUUACAGUUGCGGUGAUGAGGAUGAAUAUGAGCAUGAUUCUGAUUUGUUUGCAGAAAAUAUAGUUUAUGGUCUCGAUGAUGUGUUUAUAGCAAGCUAUCCUACAUUCAAUCCUGAGGUUGAUUUUAAGGGUAAGAUCAUUUUGUCUUUAGGCCUUAAGUUUCCUUCUACAUAUGUCUUUAGAAAAGCGUUAAGGUACCAUGCUAUUGAAUGUGGUUACAAUUAUUAUUACCUGCAUAAUGGUAGAAAUAGGAUAACUGUGUAUUGCUACAAUAGAUGCGAUUGCGUGAAAUCGAAAAGUAGAAUUGUGAACUGUGUUUGUGGGAACGAUAAGAAGUGUUGUUUUAAGGUUCAUGCUGAUUGGAGGGAAAAUCCAAAUUGGGAAUUAAAGGCAUUUAAGAAACGGGUAAACAGGGAGUUAGGUUGUGAAGUGAAAUACUCUAAUGAAGAGUAUAGCAGGGUGUGGGAUUAUGCGGAAGCAAUAAGGAGGUAUAACCCUGGAAGCACUGCAAUCGUCAAAUGCAUCGGAAUAGAGACACCUCCACCCUUGUUUCAAAGGAUGUAUAUAUGUUUGCCAGUAUGUAAGGAGGGUUUUGUUGCUGGCUGUAGGCCUAUUAUAUGUGUUGAUGGGGCGCAUUUGAAGGGACAAUUCCCUAGGGUUUUGCUUACCGCUGUAGGUAAGGAUGGGAACAAUAACAUCUUCCCUGUUGCAUGGGCUGUCGUCGAAACAGAAAACGUAGAAUCUUGGACUUGGUUUCUAAAUCUCCUUGUAGAAGACCUAAAGUCGGUUAGUUCAUCAAGUAGUUGGGUACAAGCAGGAUGUGAAGAUUUUACCUUCAUGAGCGAUAGGCAAAAGGGUUUGAUUGAAGCUUUGAACGCAGUGAUUCCUGAAGCCGAAAUUAGGUUCUGCUGUAGGCAUAUAUGGGCUAACUUUAAGAUCAAGUUCCCUGGAGAGUUGUACAAGCAUCACUUUUGGAGAGCAGCAAGAGCUUACAACAAGGUAUGGAUGUGUAAUAAUUCAACAUAUGAAUAUCUAGCUGCUAAAACUGCUAAACACUGGUCUAGGCAUGCUUUUCCUAUUAGGAGUAAGUCUGGGAUGUUGUUAAAUAAUUGUUGUGAGUCAUUCAAUAAUGUGUUAGUAGAAGCUAGGGGGAAGCCCAUUAUUUCUCUUAUGGAGUGGAUUAGGAGAUAUGUGAUGCAAAGGAGUGCAGCCAAAAGAGAAGGGUUGGGUAACUUUAAAGGUGUGUUGAUGCCAGCUAUCUCCAAAAUGAUUGAAAAAAAUUCAAAGGACAUAUAUGGUUUGAGAGUAAUCCCAGUGGAUGUGUCUGAGUUUGAGGUGGAUGAUGAUGAAAAAAGUUACGUUGUGAACUUGACCAAUAAGACAUGCCUUUGUGAAAGUUGGAAUCUUGGGAUCCCUUGCAAACAUGCCAUGGUUUGUAUUUGUAUUAGAAAAUUGGAUGCUAGUGAAUUUGUCCAUGAGGCGUAUCUUGUAGAAACGUAUGCAAAGACGUAUGCUCCUAAGUUUUAUGGUAAAGGAGGUAACAAGCCUGUAAAUGCUGUUCGAGAAUUCAAGCAACGAAGAUGUGGUAAUUGCGGUGACUUAGGCCACAACAAAAGAAGAUGCAAGAAUCCAGCAAAACCACAUCCAACAGGGACGAAGUCAAAGGGUAGAAGGCCUAAAAUGGGAAGUUCUUACACCAGCAGUCAACAAACGCAAACCGCAACAGCAGCAUCCACUUCAUGUAUAGUGGAUCAACAAAGUCAAAUAUAG
Molecule: messenger RNA, 1935 nt
Organism: Amaranthus tricolor (Joseph's coat)
Lineage: Eukaryota; Viridiplantae; Streptophyta; Magnoliopsida; Caryophyllales; Amaranthaceae
Exons: 7
Coding region: 1-1935 (644 amino acids)
Biological process (GO): DNA transposition
Molecular function (GO): DNA binding; transposase activity; zinc ion binding
Source: RefSeq, a predicted model, not a curated record